AUGCGAAGAUUCACUACCAUAGUCGAUCUUUUCUUCAGGAAACGCAAUAUUCUCUUACCAUCAUCUUCUCAAGCAAAUCCUCGAAUCGAUAUCAUCUGCAAAAGGUUUCACAUUUCCAGAGUUCUCAAAUACGAUUUCGUCGAGUCGACGGAGAGAAUUAACGGGGCUGGCUUAGUUUGUCCAGAGAAGAGGCGGCAGCAGGAGGAUGAAUUCGCCGGCGACGUCGAGAAGAUAUACAGAAUCCUGCGAAACUACCACUCCAGGGCUCCGAAGUUGGAGCUUGCUCUUAACGAAUCCGGUAUCGAUCUGCGACCCGGGUUAAUCGUACGGGUGCUGAGCCGGUGCGGCGACGCCGGGAAUCUAGGUUACAGAUUCUUCGUCUGGGCAACGAAGCAGCCUGGUUAUAGUCACAGCUACGAAGUAUGCAGAUCGAUGGUGAAGAUUCUUAGUAAAAUGCGGCAAUUCGGAGCUGUUUGGGGUUUAAUCGAAGAGAUGAGGAAACAGAAUCCGGAGCUGAUUGAGCCGGAGCUGUUCGUCGUACUGAUGCGGAGGUUUGCUUCUGCGAACAUGGUGAAGAAAGCAGUAGAGGUGCUCGACGAAAUGCCUAAGUACGGUUUAGAGCCUGAUGAGUCUAUUUUCGGAAGCUUGUUAGACGCAUUGUGCAAGAACGGUAGUGUCAAGGAAGCUUCAAAGCUUUUCGAGGACAUGAGAGACAAGUUCCCUCCGAAUCUUCGGCAUUUCACUUCGUUGCUGUAUGGUUGGUGUAGAGAAGGGAAGCUGAUGGAAGCUAAACAUGUAUUGGCUCAGAUGAAAGAAGCAGGGAUUGAGCCAGACAUUGUGGUGUUCACCAACUUGCUGAGUGGAUACGCUCACGCUGAGAAAAUGGCGGAUGCUUAUGAUCUCAUGAAGGAUAUGAGGAAGAGAGGGUACGAGCCGAACGCGAAUUGCUACACGGUGUUGAUACAGGCGCUGUGUAAGACUGAGAAGAGGAUGGAUGAGGCAAUGAGGGUUUUCGUUGAGAUGGAGAGGUAUGGAUGUGAGGCUGAUACCGUGACUUACACGGCACUGAUAAGCGGGUUUUGCAAAUGGGGAAUGGUUGAUAAAGGUUAUAAUGUGUUGGAUGAAAUGAGGAAGAAAGGAGUCUUGCCGUUGCAAGUGACGUUUAUGCAGAUAAUGGUGGCUCAUGAGAAGAGAGAACAGUUUGAGGAGUGUUUGGAGUUGAUUGAGAAGAUGAAGCAAGUAGGUUGUGAUCCUGAUCUUUUGAUUUACAAUGUAGUGAUUAGAUUGGCUUGUAGGUUAGGUGAAGUGGAAGAAGCGGUUAGGUUAUGGAACGAGAUGGAAGCGAAUGGUUUAGCUCCUGGUGUUGAUACGUUUGUGAUUAUGAUCAAUGGGUUUACAAGCCAAGGUUGUUUGAUCGAAGCGUGUGAUCGGUUUAAAGAGAUGGUAAGCCGAGGGAUAUUCUCAUCGCCGCAAUACGGAACGUUGAAGUCGUUGUUGAAUAGUCUUGUGAGAGAUGAUAAGGUGGAGAUGGCGAAAGAUGUGUGGAGUUGUAUAACGAGCAAAAGCUCUACUUGUGAGGUAAAUGUAUCAGCUUGGACGAUAUGGAUCCAUGCUCUGUUUGCGAAAGGUUAUGUGAAGGAGGCGUGUUCGUAUUGUCUGGAUAUGAUGGAGAUGGACUUGAUGCCGCAGCCUGAUACUUAUGCGAAACUUAUGAAAGGGUUGAAUAAGUUGUAUAAUCGGACGAUCGCUGCUGAGAUUACAGAGAAGGUGAGGAAGAUGGCGAGUGAGAGAGAGAUUAGUUUUAAGAUGUAUAAGAGGAGAGGUGAGGAGAGGUUGAUUGAGAAAGCUAAACCCAAAGGGAAGAAAGAAGGAAAGAAGAAAGGAGCUACUCAUCGUAGGGAUAAGUUUGGAGAUGAACGAAGUAAAUGUAACAUUAUAACCUAA
This is a messenger RNA of Microthlaspi erraticum, 1944 nucleotides long. NCBI's taxonomy places the organism in Eukaryota, Viridiplantae, Streptophyta, Magnoliopsida, Brassicales, Brassicaceae. The record is from the annotation of a GenBank genome assembly.